GGCGCAUCGCGUCGCGCGCGUCUCGUCGUUGCAGCAGGCCUUAUUUUUUAUUAUUAUUAUACUUUUAUUUUGCGUCGUAUAUUAAAAAAACAAAAACGGAGUCUACUUCAUUGAUAUUGUAAUCGUUUGGCGCGCUAAAUAGGUAGGAAUAGAAAAGAAUCCUUGCAUCACACCUCGUACGUGCGUGUACUUUCUCUCUCCUCUAUAUAUGUGCCGUACGUGUGUCGCGCGCUUGUGUGUGCGUGCGUUUAUACAGUAAAAAACAGCCGAUAGAUUAAUAGUCGUACGAUACUCGUGACGACAAAUCCCCGAGCUGCUGCACAGGCACCUAACGCGGAGUCUGGAGUCCCCCAUCCCCGCCACUAUACAUAACCGGAGCUAAAGAGAGAAAACCAAACCCCCUCGUCGUACGGUAGUCGAUGUCACAACACACGCGGACUUGUGUAUACGGCGUCGCGGCUUUUGCGUUAUAAUAUAGCCCGCUGAUACAGCAGCACCGACCAAGUAGUCGUCAUACGCGCACGAGCCGCGAGUGCUGUAGAGAGGAGCAGUCAGUGAGUGUGUGUUUACAAAAGCGCCGUAUAACAACUACACUAUAUAUACGCGGCACCACCGUGCGUGCGGCUUAUCGUUAUAUACUCUUCGGCUCGCGAUAUAUUUCGCGUUCGGAAAAUUUUGUUGAAAAAAAAAAACAGAGAAUAUAAUUAAAACAAGAUGGACGUGUCCUGGCUGGUUAAACAAACGGAGGCGAGAAAGCGCCAAGGAUCCAAUUCGCUGCUGUAUCCCAGCAGGCCGUGGAUGGAAAACAAUGCUGCAGCUGCCGCUGCUCCCGCUGGCAACGUCGGCCUCAAAGGCAUCAUAGCCGGUGGCAUUACCGGUGGUAUCGAAAUCUGCAUCACAUUCCCCACCGAGUACGUCAAAACGCAGCUGCAGCUCGAUGGCAAAUCCGGAGCGGGUAAACAGUUCAACGGGAUCUGGGACUGCGUCAACAAAACCGUCAAAGGCCACGGUUUCUUCGGUCUUUAUCGAGGCCUAUCCGUACUCCUCUACGGCUCCAUUCCCAAAUCCGCUGUGAGAUUUGGAUCUUUUGAAACGGUCAAGAAACAACUGGUCGAUUCGGAGGGCAAGUUGAAUGCUCAGAAUCGACUGCUCGCUGGUUUGUGCGCCGGCGUUUGCGAAGCCGUUUUAGCAGUGACUCCUAUGGAGACAGUUAAAGUUAAGUUCAUUAACGAUCAGAGAUCAGCUAACCCAAGAUUCAAAGGCUUCUUCCAUGGCGUUGGAAUCAUUCUUAAAGAACAUGGUUUCAGAGGAGUUUAUCAAGGUUUAGGACCGACAAUGAUCAAACAGGGUUCAAAUCAAGCCAUUCGAUUCUUUGUUAUGGAAUCGUGUAAAGAUUGGUACAAAGGUGGUGAUAAUAGCAAGCCUGUUCCUAAGUUAGUGGUUGGUGCCUUUGGUGCGAUAGCAGGAGCCGCUUCAGUUUAUGGAAAUACGCCCAUUGACGUAAUCAAAACAAGAAUGCAGGGUUUGGAAGCUUCGAAGUACAAAAACAGCUGGGACUGUGCCGUGAAAAUAUGGCAGAAUGAAGGUCCACGAGCAUUCUACAAAGGAACAGUGCCAAGAUUGGGCAGAGUUUGCUUGGAUGUAGCUAUCACUUUCAUGAUUUAUGAUUCGUUCAUGGAUCUGUUUAACAAAGUCUGGCCUUAAAUCAAAUGCAUCAAGAUCGUCGUCAUCAUUAUCAGUUUAAAUUUUUUUAAACUUUUAAUGAUAAAUAUUGGACUUGGUAUUUGCCGGGAUUUCAAUUCUAAAAGAAAUUUAGGUAUAGAAUUGACUGCAAUAAAAAUAAGAGUAAUAUCAUAUCGUUAAAUCUACCGAUAGUUCUCCGAGAAAUUGUAACACGUGAAUAUUUUGUUUUAUGGAAAUCUUGAUUUCGUUUUGAAAUUUAAUCCGCGUUAAUACUAAUUGAAAAUAUCAGAUUUUAUCGCUAUUUUACUCAAUGAAUUGAAUCAAUCCAAGAAAUUCGUUAAACGAAUCUUGGAUUGUAAAAAGUCAUUUCUGUUAUCAAUUCAUAGUUUUUAAACGCACUAUUUUGACGAUAACUAGAUUUUUAUAAAAGUUAUAGGUGUUCGAAGUAUUUACAUUGUUAUAUUGAUUUUGGUAAAAAAAAUGAUGAAAAUAUAGAUUUCUUUCGUGAUUAAAUAAUAAUAUAAAUAAAUGAACGCAUAUUAUAUAUUAUUAUAAAAAAGAGAAUUGCAUAGAGUCCAGAAGUGAAAUAGUUUUUAUAAAGAAAAACAAUCUGAACUUGAAUCGAUGUAAUUUUGAUUGUGUAGAGUCGAAUAGUUUCACAUACGAGCCUAAUGCCGCGAACGAUGAAUAGAUUUAUUUACAACGAGAAUAACGUAGGUUUAUACAUAAAAAAGAAGCGUAUCAAUAUAAAAAAAUAACAAUCAUUCCAGCACAAUAAUUGUCACGUACCAAUGAACUUAUACCAAUACACAAAGUCUAUACGAUUUCAAAAUUAUCGCAAGAUGAGAAGGGAUUUAAUGAAAUUAUUUGAUGUAUUAUCGUAGGAUUUCAUUGAAUGAUUUUUUUCUUACACAUUCCACCCUAUAAUUUUUACAUCAGAGAAAGUAUAUUUUGUAAAUAAGCGUCUCAAAGUGUUAAGCAUUUGUUUAAUUUUAUUUUGACGUUUCGUCUAUUGUUGAUUAAAUUGCUAUAGCUAAUAAUAUUGUACAUUGAGAUAUUUAAAAAAAA
Molecule: messenger RNA, 2751 nt
Organism: Trichogramma pretiosum
Lineage: Eukaryota; Metazoa; Arthropoda; Insecta; Hymenoptera; Trichogrammatidae
Gene: sea
Product: putative tricarboxylate transport protein, mitochondrial
Exons: 4
Coding region: 715-1704 (329 amino acids)
Biological process (GO): mitochondrial citrate transmembrane transport
Source: RefSeq, a predicted model, not a curated record